Pimephales promelas (fathead minnow) is the source of this 5007-nucleotide messenger RNA. RefSeq names its product zinc finger protein 142 (gene znf142). Gene Ontology annotation, molecular function: RNA polymerase II cis-regulatory region sequence-specific DNA binding; DNA-binding transcription activator activity, RNA polymerase II-specific. The record is from RefSeq and is a predicted model, not a curated record. Lineage: Eukaryota; Metazoa; Chordata; Actinopteri; Cypriniformes; Leuciscidae. Gene Ontology annotation, cellular component: nucleus. Gene Ontology annotation, biological process: regulation of transcription by RNA polymerase II.
UUUUCUUUUACGACGCAGUCUCGUUAUGACACUAAGGUAUCUUUAGGAACAGUCAACUGUAGAUUUUGGGUAUUUUAUAAUUGAUAAUUCUUCAACAUGUAUACGAGAGUAUUGUGUAAGAAUUAAUUUUCCUCUUUGAACAAAAAGGCCCAGAAAUGACGCCGUUUUAUUGUUUCCAUCAUCCAAAUGAAGAACAGUCUUGCCCUGAGAGACAGAAACACUUCAUGAUCCUGAUGCUGUAAUGGAGUUUUACCCCUCUCCUGAUUGACUGAUGUCCUGUUUUGCCCGAAUUAUAACAUGGACCAACAAGAGCCUGGAUGUGAUGCAGAACAGAUCAUACAUAUGGAAAACAAUGCAACAGAUACACCUGAAGUUUUGUCUCAUUUGAAUAUAACAGAUAUGCCUGUGCAAUCUAAAAGAAGGAAAAGUAUGGACAAAAAAUUAAAAGCUUCAACAAAUAAAGGGAAAAAAUCGACCACCAUUACCCAAGGAACGUCUCCAUCUAAAGUGGGACAUGUUGCAGAAGGCACCGAACACAUGUUUCGCACCCACAUCUGCUCCGAAUGCAGACGCUGUUUCAAGAGUCGCUCCCAUUUGAUAGAGCACAUGCGCAUCCACUUUCCCGACCCCACUCUGCAAUGUCCCACCUGCAAACACCAUUUCACCAGCAAGAGUAAGCUACGCAUCCACAUGCUGAGAGAGACGGGACAGAAACUGCACCAGUGUCAUCUAUGUGAGUACGGAGCGGUGGAACGCAACUCUCUGCGACGACACCUUGCCAGUGUGCACGGGCAUCAAGAGGAUAAAGCUCCCAACGGAGAGCUGUUUAAGUGCCCAACUUGCCAAAAGACAUUCAGUCAGAGUCAGGCAUUAAAGAUCCAUAUGAAGUCUCACAAUAAGAUACAAGACGGACAGCCAUUGCUUUGCUUUCAUAAAGGCUGCUCAUUUCAGAGUACAGAAAAAAAGCAGCUUCAAAAGCAUGUAUUAGAUGCUCACCAAAUUGAGGCCGUGGAGUGCCGCCAUCACGCCUGUGGCUCCUUCUUCGAGAGUCAAGAAGACAUGGAGAAACAUUUCCGGACGCAUCAGGCUUAUCACUGCCCCCACUGUGACUUCUCGUGCUCAAAUAAGAGCCAUUUCCAGCAGCACAAAAGGCAAGGACAUCCAGGGAAACAAGAACUGAACUGUAGCUUCUGCCCUUUCUCCUCCCUCAACCCUGUAGAGUUCGAACAACAUGUUGGUCACUUUCAUGCCAAUGAGAAAACACAACACUGCCCGCAGUGCAGCUUUGUAACCGCUCACAAAAGAGUCCUGAAAAGACACAUGCUGAUGCAUACUGGUGAAAAGCCCCACAAAUGUACGCAAUGUGACUUCAGAUGCCGUGAUGAGACGUACCUUUCGAAGCACAUGCUGACACACUCCAGUGACAAGCAGCACAUGUGCUCAGAAUGUGGAUAUGUUACGAAAUGGAAACACUAUCUCAGUGUCCACAUGCGUAAGCACGCAGGAGAUCUGAGGUACAAAUGUAAUCAGUGUCCAUAUCGUUGCCACCGCAUCGACCAGCUGAACAGCCAUAAACUCCGCCACCAGGAAAAAUCCCUGAUCUGUGAGGUGUGUGCAUACUCCUGCAAGAGAAAAACAGAACUGCGCAACCAUAUGCAGCUGAAGCACUCUACAAACGUAGAUCCCCAACCUCCUGUUUACCAGUGCAAGUUUUGCCCAUACACAACAAAAUACCGGCAAGCCCUGCAUAACCACGAGAACUGCAGGCACACCCGGACACGCGUGUUCCGCUGCGCGCUCUGCCACUACACCACAUUUAGCAACACCGGCCUCUUCCUGCACAAAAAGAAAUCUCACGGAUAUGUGCCAGGAGAUGUGGGGUGGCUUGAGAAGUAUGCAAAGAAAGAGAAAGAGCAGAGCUCUGCGGAUUUGACACACAACUUUUUCUCCAAAACCGCAGCACCUCAGACUUCAGGUUCAGAAUUCAGGGAAGAAACGGGUAAUACCAAACAGUCCAAUAAGACUAUAGAUGACUCACAAGAUAUGUCUGUAAAUGAUAAUGAGGAAGAAGCAAUAACAGCCAAGGAAAUGACUUUAGCACGGCACGUCAGUCUUGGGAUUGAGUCUGCAAGAGAAGACGCAAGUAAUCUUUCUGGAGAAUAUCCAAAUGAUGAGGAACAGUGCAGCACCCCACUUUUUACUUCCCAAACCAGCACGAAUAGCACACAAAUGAUACUUGUUGAGACAGUAAACAUACAGGGCUCUGCAUUUGACGCACAAGUUAAGAGUCAUGUUGGAUUUCAGACAUUGCAUACAAUCCACCAGAACUUCCCAGAACCAUCCGUUGAGGAUGAUGCCACUUGUGAGGAUCAAAGUGACUCUGAAGACCUGCCACCAGUGACGGAAACUGUAAUGAACAGGGAGGGACUUCAGGACAACUCUGUAGAGCCCUCAGCUUCUGAGAGUCGUCUGCAGGUAAUGAGAAAACAGGAUAAAGACCAAGCUGAAGCACUCAUAUUAGAAGGCAGGGUGCAGAUGCUUGUUGUCCAGACGCGGGACAAUAUGUUUCAGUGUAGCCGUUGCUCCUAUGUGACCAGAAAGCAUGCAGCAUUAAUCCGGCACUGCAAGUCGUCUUGCCAGGUCAUGAAAGCAGGACUACGUUGCCAGGACUGUGGCAUGAAUUUUAAACAGCAACGCUCUUUAAACACCCAUUGCCUCCGGAAAUGCAGAAAGAAGUUCGAUUUAACAAGCACUGUAGGUAAAUCAGGGAGUUGUGUUGGUAGUUCAGGGAGUGAUGCAUCUAUACAGAUACAGAGUGUGACAGUCACUGAUUCUGCAGAUUCAAGAGUAAAAGGUUCGGCUGAACCUGAAGGCCCACUGUCUGCUAUUGUAACUGUGGGAAAUGAGACUGAUUCAAUCACAUCUGAAGGAGGGAAGGCAACUGUUGGGAGUAGAAACAAGGAGGUGGAAGUGGAGGGAUCGGUAAAUGAGACCUGUGGCUAUUUUGAAGAUGAUGGUAGGUAUACUUGUAGAAAUUGUCCUUUCUCCUCUGUCAGGAAAGUCACAAUAGAUCGACAUUGUGCAACAUGCAGCGUUAUGGGAAACACCCAUAAGGUACAUCUGGCUGAAAUGGGAGAGCAGUUUGAGCAAGAGGAUAAUCCUAGCGACUCAGACCAUGAUCAGGAGGAAGAUGGGGCAAAUGACUCAGAGAGACCUCAAAACCCCAAACCUCGAUUCUCAUGUCCCAACUGUCCGUUUAUCUGUCACCAGAAGAGCCUAGCAAGCCAUGAAAUAAAGGGCUGUUUAAAACCAGGUGAAUUACAGUGUCCGCACUGUUCAUUUGUUGCCAAAUCAGACAAAUCUCUCAACCAUCAUAUCCUGGGACACAAGAAAGACUUGAAGGCUACUAGAGGUAAAUUGUCUGGUAAUCUUCAGUGCAGUCUUUGCUCCUUUACCUGCAAACAAAAGCGCUGCCUGACACAGCAUGUUGCCGUGAAGCAUGAGGGAGUCCGCCCUCACCGCUGCCGCUUUUGCACUUUCAGCACAAUUCGUCGCUACCGGCUGGAGGCCCACGAGUCCCUGCACACAGGUGUUGGGAGACAUAGCUGUGAACUCUGUCGCCAAACUUUUGGCACCACAUCCAGACUACGCUUACACCAUCAACGCAUUCAUGACAAACAGGCAACGCACUUCUGUUCACUUUGCGAUUACAGAGCAUAUAACCUCAACGAUAUUAACCGCCACAACUUGAGCUGCCACACUGGCGAUCUUGCCUACAAUUGCAGCCAAUGCAAUGCACGUUUCAGCUCCGAAGUUGCCCUGAAGCAGCACAACCACAGAGCACAUCCAGAUGCCAACAGCCUGUCCUGCACCCAGUGUAACUUUACCUGCAGCCGCCAAGCUGCUCUCAAAGCACAUAUGCAGCGUGAACAUUCUGAAAUCAAGACAAAAGAUCCUCAAGAUGGUCUUGAGAAACAAAGUAAGAUAUCCAACAACCAUCAGUGCUUGGUUUGUUCCUUCAGCACCCAUAAAAGGCUCAUUCUGGUCCAGCACAUGUUAGAUGAGCAUGAAGACGGCCCAGCAGAGGAGAAAACUCUGAAGUGUGAUGUUUGUGGUUUCUCUUGCACCCAUCAAGUGGUGUUCGACCAGCAUGUGCGGUCACAUGGAGGAACCUUCCUCUUUAAGUGCACCGAAUGCGAGUUUUCCACGAGGAACAAACAGAAGAUCACGUGGCACAUUCGAAUCCAUACAGGAGAGAAACCUUACCACUGUGAGAUGUGCAACUAUGCAUGUGCUGAUCCUUCAAGACUAAAGUAUCAUAUGAGGAUUCACAUGGAGGAACGCAAAUAUCUCUGCCCAGAAUGUGGCUACAAAUGCAAAUGGGUCAACCAACUGAAGUAUCACAUGACAAAACAUACAGGUGCCAAACCAUACGUAUGUGAGGACUGCGAGUACCGCACCAACCGUGCCGAUGCCCUGCGCAUCCACCGGGAGACACGCCACAGAGACGUGCGUUCCUUCAUAUGUGAGAAGUGUGGAAAGGCUUUCAAGACGCGCUUUCUGCUCAAGACACACCAGAGAAAGCACAGUGAGGAGCGGCCUUACGUGUGCUCCGUAUGUCAAAGGGCGUUCCGCUGGCCUGCGGGUCUCCGCCAUCAUUACCUGUCCCACACCAAUCAGCUGCCAUUUAAAUGCCUCCACUGUCCCUACCGGGCUAAACAGAAAUUUCAGGUUGUGAAGCAUCUUCAGAGACACCAUCCAGACUUGCCUGUCCAAGAUGGUGUGGGUAAAGACCAAGAGGCCUCUAGUAUGGGUACACAGAAGACAUGGCUUGAGGAAGAAGAGAGACAAGAGGAUGAGCAAACUGCUUUAGAGCACAUGCAAACUGCAAGGGACAUGUAACCAUGCACUGUUUCUGUAUUCAUUUCAAUUGAUGAAUUUGUCCAUCAUGUGAAAGUAUAACUUGUCUUGGUAUUCAAACCACACGGAAUAAACUUAUUUUUUUCA